AUGCCACAGUUAAGGUCAGGGAAAGUGGUAACUGCUGGUGAAAAAAACAAGGGAAUAAGGUGUAAGAGGGCUGCCAGAUGCAGCAAAGGUAUACCACGACCAAUUUCAGACACUGCUGUAUAUGAGGGGCAGGUAGCGACUACAGAUGAAACAGCAUGCUGGGAAGAGACUGUAAGGAGAGGGAGGGGAAUAGGUCAACAGCACUUUUUCUCAGAAACUACUUUACAAAAUAAAUUCUCAGCAGGGAUUGAAAGGAAAGACCAUAGCUCAGAAGGACCAGAUCUUUCAGGUUUGUGGGAGAGUUCAUGGAGCUCAGGAAAAAAAGGCAAAUAUUCCUUUAUGGAAAUAAAAUUACCAAUCCCAUCCUCAGAGAAGGAAAUUGAGAGCACAGAGAGAUGUGGCAUUUCUUGUUUGCCAGAACCAGAGAUGCUGCAAUUGAGAAAGGGCACAUGUAGUACUGAAAUGAAAAGCACUGACUCCAUAAUGACACCGAAGACAGAAAUCCCAGAUCUUAAUCUGGGGACUCAGGAAUCCUCAUCUGAACCAAAACCUCAGGAAGAGGUAGACACACCAGAGAAGUUGGAUGGCCGUUCUUUAACUGGAUCUAAACCACGAGGGACACAGAAGAAAGGACAGAGGUGCUUGAGCAAGAAAGACAGGCCAUCUUUGUUGGAUCCACAACUACAAAGCCCCAGAGAUGGGGGUAGAUCUGCCUUGUUAGAAGUGUAUCCACAGUCUCCAGAGCCCAAGAGGAGAGCUGCGUGUCUGAGGAUGAGGGACAGAAAUGGACCAGCGUCACAGCAGCUGCAGGGUCUAAGUGGGCAAGGACAGCCAACAACCAGAAGAAAGAUGCCCAAGCAUUGCAUUAAGGAAGAGCUGCAGAGCUCAUACCCUCAGACAGAAGCAGACAGCCUCCAGGAAAGUGCAGAGGAAAAAGGGAAAGCAGUUGAGCAAGACUGUAGUACACAGGCUGCGAAGAAGCUUGAGACAAGUGAAAAAAGAUCAGACGAUUCCAAGGAACCUCACUACUACAAAUCCACAAUUGCUACUUUAGGUGAGACUCCGGGCAAGAGUUUUCUGUGCCAUCCUUUAACAAAAAAGUCUGAUGUGCAAUGUGAAAAAAGGGAACCCACAACUGACCAAUUCAAGAACUUAAAAAGGUUUACUGUGACUACAGCUGAAAAAGUGGGAAAUGUAUCUGCAGAAUGGGAUGCUGAGCAUUGCAGAAACACUGUAAAUCACUGUAAUGGCACGCUCUGCGCAACAAGGAAGAAUCCAUUCGUGAGGUUAGACACCUGUAGUUAUAUCAGUAGAUUAGUGAAGUCCUCAAAUAGUGGAACUACCAGCAGUUACAAAUUCAGUGAAUUUUUCCAUGUAGCCCGACAUAACAGAAAGGAUGUUUUUCCUGAUAGUACUUUAGGACAGAGUGAUAUGAAUUUGAGCAAUAGUAAAAUGCAAAAGGAGACAUCACCCAUAAAAGAUGGUUUAUCCUUUAAUGAAGAAAAAAAUCCAAAUGGAGAAGGAUGUUUUUCAUGCUGUCAGAGUGAAAACAGUAAGUGUUUAUGGGGAAAAAAGUGGGAUAGUGUUAGAAAGCCUAGAAAAAAGAAAAUCACCAAGAAGUCAGCAGCACAGAAUAUUUUCACAGAUGUGGCUAAUGAGUGCACUGAGUGUGACUUAAAAACAGAAGCAGCAGCUGGCACAUCAAGCUCCAUUGCAGUCUUGAGACUGAAUCAUAAAGAAAUGACUUCGUGUGAUCAUAUACCAGAUCUUCAUAUAGUAAAAAAUACUUGUGAAGCAGAAGAUAUAUCAGUCUGGAGAAAGAAUAGUACCAACAUACCUGCAUUUGAAGAUGGAUUUAAAAAGACACCUGAGUGCUCUGUAAUAGAAGAAGGAGAAUUAGACAGUGUGGCACAUCGUUCUGGUGCCUCAGGUAGCCUGAGAGUGCUUGCUCAGGUCCGUGAUUUUUCUAAUUGUCACAAAAAUAAGAUAGAGAAAAAACUGAACAAAGUUAAUAAAAAAUUGCAUCAGUUUUCCUGUCAAAGGACAAUAGCUAUGACUGGUAAAAAUGUUUGGCGUUUUAAAUCUUGUGCCAGGACUUCUGAAUGGGUUCAUAAAAAUCACGGGUCCAUCUCAGAAGGAAGAAGACUUUUAAGGCCUUUUUUCAAGGAAUCCUCUGAUGAAAGCACGAUUAAAACUGUAGGAAACAUUGCUGUGAGUGGGAACGUGAGGUGUUUGGAUUUGCAGGCGACAGAAAUUAACGAAAAGUCUACAUUUAAAAUAAUGGGUCCAAAUACUGAAUGUCUGACUUCACUUCAAAUGCCAGGAUCCUCCUCUAUGCAUAAUUAUGAGACUUUGAGAAUGAGCAGUGCAAAUGUGGAAUCACCAGUCAAUAUGGAUGGAAGUGCCGUGGCUUUUAACCACGAUAAUGUGCAGGAAGCUAAAGCAAACUUGAAUUUUACAACAAAACAAAAAGAUAAAAAUAAAGGAACUCUAACAAAAAGAAAGCUGUCUGCAACAGUCCAGAAUGAUACACCUGCAGGUAACACAGACAGAAUAAACUUCAGCCAUAAAAUGACAGUAGUGAACCAGACAUUUUCUGAUUCAAAGCAAGUGAAAAUAUUAAACACUGGAAACCUGCCAAAAUUCAGUAUUCCUUUAUGCAGAAACAAACCUGAAUCCAGGAGAUUGGAGUCUGUCCGUUCCUGUAGUCCACUGGAGCUUACCAACAGUAGUAGUGUUUCAGGAAGGCAGAAAACAAAUGAAAAGACAUUUUUGGUAAAUUCCAAGCAGCAACUUCUUCCUGUCGUGAGUGAUGCUACAGCUACAGCUUCCAUGCAGAAAGCAGAUACAAUCACCAGUAAGGACUUUCAGCAUGAUGGCUCUGAGAACCUUUCAAAUGACAUAUUUGCACUCCCUGAGCAUUUUCCUGAGAGAGAGUUAGAGUCAUCUGUGCUUGGUUUCUGUGCUACUGAGUGUGUAUUGAAACCUCACUUUGCCGAUCAUUCUCAGAAUGCAGUUGGCCAUCCAGUUGCAUUAGAAAUAAAUGAUGAUAGCAAACCGAGAGAGACUCUUUCACAACACAAAAGUAAAAUUUUUCCAGAUAUUCAUGAAGCUUACGAAGAAGAUGUUCUUGUCAUUGAUGUGAUUGAGGAUGACCCUGACCUUUUUGGAACCAAUAAUGAAGAGGAGCUUUGUCCUGUGAAGGCAUCCUAUGCUAGCAUCUGCAUUAAAGAUGAAAAGCAGGAUCUUAAGCCUCAGGAUCCUCUUAUCUCAGAAAAUAGAGCUUCAGUAGAGGAUAAUUUUAGAAAGAUUACUGUACAAGAAUCUGGAAUGUCAAAUGAUACUGAAAAGUCUUGUCAUUGGAUGGUAAAAGCUGAAAAUAUUAAAACCCACGACUUCUCCAGAGGAAGCAAUCCUAUGGGAGAUAUUGCUGAAGACUUUCUUGAAGAUGGGCAGCUGAGAGGAACAGAUAAGCUUUUAAAGAGUUUUGACAUGGAUAAAAAGUUCAGUUUUGCAGAUGGAGUGCCAGAUGUGAAGCAAGAAAAGAGUGAAGCUGAAAAAAGUGACUGUAAACAUGAAGACCUCACAAACCAUGAAUUGCUCUCAGGAUUGCCAUUGACUGCUCGGAAAGUAGAUGACCUCAGGGAAGCUACAGUGAUGAAACUGCAGAGAACUGAUUACAGAUUUUCAGGAAAUAGUCCUUUACUACUGUUGCAAGAUAAUAAAGAUUUUCAGCCGUGGAAGAUGGCAAAAAGAGAAAUUGCUUGCCACUCAGUUCAGCAGAUCCUCCAGAUGAUGGAAUUGCCCCGUAAAUACUGCAGAUUUUAUUUCAUGACUUUACGUGGGUGUGGAAGAGCAAAAUGUUGGUUUGGGCAUGUUCCUGAACAAGGAGAUGAAAAGAUUUGCAUGACAAUACUUAGGACAUACAUUAGUAUCAAAGAACCAGGCCUUCUAAAACGUGCAGUCCAAAUAUUUGUGGAAUUCUACAGAGAAGGUACUCCUGGUGUGGAUUUUGCUUCUCAAGUGCUGAACGAUCUUCUCAUUUCUUUGCUCAAGAACUCUUUGUUGCAGGAAGUAUUUCAAAUAUUGAAUGUAACUAUGCAAAUCAAUACACUGCCAGCUGUAGAUGUUCUUCUGAAAGUUUUUGAGCAUGUGGCAUCUUUGAACAUAAGAGACGCUGUACCUACAUUAAUCAGUACCUUUUAUAAGUUCAUUGAUGCUGGUAUGUUCCUUGAGUCUGAACAUUUUGACUAUAUUUUAAAGUUUCUUCACCAACUGAAAGUUUCCAGAGAGGAAAUAAAUACUGUUCUGAACAUAAAAUCCAGAUUUCAGGAAAAGCAUCUUGAAAAGAGCUGGCUUUUUGACUUCAACUUGGCAAUGGCUGAAAUUCAGCAUUGCAAGGAAAAAAGUGAUUGGACCAAGCUGGGAGCUCUGUUUAUUCAUGUAAAAAGGGGAUGUGAACAUUUUGGUGAUCUUCAGAAACUGUCUUUAUGUACUGCUGAAAUACUAUGUAAAGAUCUUGAGACACAGAGACCAGGAGUUCCUUUUUGUGAUUUUGCUGAUGCAGUAAUAAAAAAAUCACACCAUAAUGAAGCAGACAGAAUUUUCAUUGGAAGGAUUGGGAUAAGUGUAAUGUAUUCUUAUUUCAAAGCUCUGCAGUGGAUAAAGGGAAGGAAGGUUUUGGAUAAAUUGCAUGAGCUACAGAUAGAUUUUACAGUCUUGAAAGGACUUUCAGGUACAGAGAGGUUAGCAUCAAGAUGUCAAAUUGUUAAUAAAGCUGCAGAAAUUUUUCUUAAAACUGGAAGUUUGGAUGGAGCAAUGCGGGUAUUGAGAGAGUCAAAGUGGACCACGAACACACCGAUGUGGCCCUGUGAUAAAACAGACAUUCUCAAUCGACAUAAUUUGUUGUGUACCCUAGUGCACAGAUACUUGGGGAAGAAUUUAUACAGGCAGGCAUUUGAAGUUCUGCAGAACUUACCAGGUUUUCUAAAUAGUUCUGAUGCUGUAGGUGUUUCUCAGUACAGCUGCCUUUUUAACAAGCUGAUACGUGCCUGUUUUGAGAGCAAGAAUCUUGGGGUCCCAAGUUCUGCAGUAGACUUCAUGCUUUCAAAAAACAUAGCUAUUGAUUUUUUUUUACUUCGAGAAUUAAUCACAGCUUUGGGAAGAAAUUCUUUGUGGUCUAAAGCUAGGACCUAUUACAAAAGUGCUCUGUCAUUGGGUUGCUACCCACCACUGGAAGGAAAUUUGUACCGCAAAACUUUGAUGAUUCCAUCUUACCUGUCUGAAGUUGAGAUGCUGUUGGCCAUUGAAAUACUUCUUGUUUCAAAUGCCAGUGGUAUUCUAAGUCCAAUGACUACUAGUCAGACUCUUCAAAUAAUACUGAAAAGAUCUGAAGACCAGACAGAUCAAAAGAACAGUGACUAUGCAGCAGCAGUGGAGAGACUGAUUCUGGCUGCUCAUCUUUGUGAUCCAAAGCUUUUUCUUAAACAUAUGACAAUGAAUGUUAAUAUGGAAGAAGUUUACACCUUAGAGUUUACAUCUGCUGUAAAAUGGCUUCAGGAGAAUAUGAAAUGGGCUGGGAAGAAAUUCCAUGUGCUAAACAGGACAAAAUUCCAAUCUGGAAUGGAAACAAGCCUGGAAAGAUGAAAAAAACGUGUUGCUAAGAAUGAAGUACAACAGAGACGAGGCAGUUUUGCAGAUCCAGCCUCUCAGUAG
Molecule: messenger RNA, 5715 nt
Organism: Colius striatus (speckled mousebird)
Lineage: Eukaryota; Metazoa; Chordata; Aves; Coliiformes; Coliidae
Gene: TOPAZ1
Product: testis and ovary specific TOPAZ 1
Exons: 21
Biological process (GO): spermatid development; spermatocyte division
Source: RefSeq, a predicted model, not a curated record